AUGCACCUGGCCUGGCCGUCACCUCGGUACAAGCAAUGCACGCAGCUCCAUGGCGUGACGAUCGAUCAACGCCUCGACGUACGCCGGCGUGUACAGCUGAUCAUUAACGGGAUGUCGGGUCUGCUCUGUGACCUGAAACGGAGCCGCAGUCGAUUCGUGUGCCCGUCUCUGUCUCGCCGCCAGGCGCAACGCCCGGGCCUUGAGGACUGCUUCUUCUUGUUCCAAGUCGGCACGACGGUGCGUGAAUUCAAGGUCUUGCUGCACGGACGUCCGGGCGGCGAUCUCAACUUGGCGCUCCAAGAAGUUGUUCUUCGGGAGCCGCAUUUGGACGUGGGCCUCGCUUUACCGCAACAUGUCCGCCAGGCCGUCGCGCUCAAUGCUCACGGCCUCCAAGGCGUCUGGCCGAACCCCAGCGUCCGUCGAGACCGAGAAACGGUCCACUGA
Messenger RNA from Aphanomyces invadans, 444 nucleotides. RefSeq lists its product as hypothetical. The transcript has a single exon. The record is from RefSeq and is a predicted model, not a curated record. Lineage: Eukaryota; Oomycota; Saprolegniomycetes; Saprolegniales; Verrucalvaceae. Bases 1 to 444 code for a protein of 147 amino acids.